This is a messenger RNA of Neolamprologus brichardi, 1646 nucleotides long. The record is from RefSeq and is a predicted model, not a curated record. NCBI's taxonomy places the organism in Eukaryota, Metazoa, Chordata, Actinopteri, Cichliformes, Cichlidae.
AUGGCUGCAGUUGAAGAUUUUUUAGUACAUAUUCCGACUGUAACAUCUCUGCUCAUCACAGUUGUGAUCCUACUUGCUUUCUAUCUAAUCUGCACCAAACUUGCUUCUGGGAGAAACUACCCUCCAGGUCCCACGCCACUGCCGCUGUUUGGCAAUUUGCUACAGUUGAAUCGUCAGCCGCUUCACAUUGCGCUCUAUGAGCUGUCCAAGAAGUAUGGCCCAGUAUUCACUGUCCAUUUGGGGCCCAAAAAGACAGUGGUGCUGGCAGGUUACAAGACGAUCAAGCAAGCUCUGCUGAAUGUUGAUGCCUUUUCAGACAAAGAAAUACUUCCAAUUAUUAGUGACUUAAAAUUAACUCAUGGAAUUGUUUUUGCCAGUGGAGAUUCAUGGAGAGAGAUGAGGCAUUUUGCAUUAACAAACUUAAAAGAGUUUGGAAUGGGAAAGACGGCAAUCGAAGAAAAAAUCAUAGAGGAAUCUGAGUGCCUGAUUGAAGUAUUUGAAGAAAAAAAAGGUAAAGCCUUUGACACUGCUGAGGCUGUGAAUGCUGCUGUUUCCAAUAUCAUCUGUUCGAUUGUUUAUGGUAAAAGAUUUGAAUAUGAUGACCCAGAGUUCAGAGUGAUGCUGAGUCGAGCUAAUAGGAAUACUCAACUCCUGGGCUCUGCUUCAGUGCAGUUGUAUAACUACUUUCCAAUGCUGUUCAGUUGGGUUAAAGCCCACAAAGAGCUGAGAGAGAAUGCCUUUGCUAAUAGAAAACAGAUUGCAGCAUUGAUCAAAGGUUUAGAGGACACUCUUGAUCCACAGAUGUGCAGAGGUUUGGUGGAUUCAUUUCUCGCUCGGAAGAUUCAGCUUGAGGCAUCUGGAAAUAUAGAUAAAAAUAUAAGUUCUCACUAUCACGAAGACAACCUACUGAUUACUGUUGUCAACCUAUUUACUGCUGGCUCAGAAUCUACAUCUACUGCUAUAAGAUAUGGCUUAAUGCUCAUGGCCAAGUACCCUGAAAUACAAGACAAAGUCCAGGAGGAACUGGAUCAGGUAGUAGAAAAUCGCCAGGUCCGAGUGGGAGACAGAAAGAGCCUGCCGUUCACUGACGCUGUCAUCCAUGAAAUACAAAGAGUGAUUAAUACUACGCCUUUUAUUGUACGUUGCGUUUCACAAGAUGUCACCUUUCAGUCCUACUUCAUCAAGAAGGGAACCCCAGUGAUUGGUCUGCUUUCAUCAGCUCACCAGGAUGAGAAUAACUGGGAAAAGAGUUCUGCUUUUAAUCCAGCCCAUUUCCUGGAUGAGAAAGGCAAUUUUAGAAGGAGAGAGGCCUUUAUCCCAUUCUCUGUAGGGUCGAGGGUUUGUGUUGGAGAGAGUCUGGCCAAGAUGGAGGUUUUCCUUUUCUUCGCCUCCCUCCUCCAGCGCUUUCGAUUCACUCCUCCACCUGGAAUGACUGGAGAUGACCUGGAUCUGACACCAGUUGUAGGGUUCACCCUCACCCCUUUACCUCAUAAGCUCUGUGCCAUCAGCAGAUUUUAAAGAUUCAAAGUGUAGAACACACAAGUGGUAUUUGUCUUUAACCAUUUUGGUUACACAAAAACACAAACAACAAGCUGUAGGAGUUUGAUCUGCUUGUUCUUAUUAAAGGUAUUGUUGUCAUUGUUAAA